AUGACCGUCGACGACUUCGUUUCUCGCUCUCACAUCCUCCACCGAUCCUUCUCCGACAGCCCAGCCAAGAUCGUCGCUGGGGACGGCAUCAACCUGAUCCUCGAGGAUGGCUCCAGGGUGAUCGAUGCAAGCUGUGGCCCCUCCGUGUCAUGCCUGGGCCACACGCAGCCAGAGAUCACAGAGGCAAUUACCUCUCACCUGCAAAACGACAUCGCAUAUGUCUACUCAGGUUCUCCAUAUACGAAUGCCGCCACAGAAGAGUUAGCGGCUAUGCUUCUAGCUCACAAACCAGGAGGUCUCUCGAAAGCAAUCUUCGUCAACUCAGGCAGCGAAGCCACCGACGCAGCACUCAAGCUCGCCGUGCAGUACUGGCACGAGAGAGGACAGCCCCAGCGGACGCACUUCAUCGCCCGGAAACAAAGCUAUCAUGGUAACACCAUCGGGGCGCUAUGCGUGUCUGGCCAUGAGUCUCGACGGGCGUUCUAUCAGGAUUUCAUGUCGUCGAAUGUCUCGUUCGUGGACCCGUGCUAUGUCUAUCGCAUGAAGCAUGAUCACGAGUCUGAUGAGUCGUUUGUGGAUCGUCUGGCUCGGCAAUUUGAAGACGAGAUUCUUCGCGCUGGACCUGAUCGGGUUGCGGGCUUCAUUGCGGAGACGGUCAGUGGUACUACGCUGGGCUGUGUGCCGGCUGUCCCUGGGUAUUUCAGAGCAAUUCAAGAGAUCUGUGAUCGGUACGAGAUACUGCUGAUUCUGGAUGAGAUCAUUUGCGGAAUGGGUAAAACCGGCACCAUGCAUGCCUGGGAGCAGGAAGGUAUCCGCGGCCCCGACAUCCAGACCAUCGGCAAGGCUCUCGGAGCAGGCUUUGUCCCUUUAUCCGGCGUAUUGCUCCACGAGAAGAUCUUCGAUGCUCUGUCGGCUGGAUCAGAAGGGUUAGCACAUGGCCACACCUUUCAAGCUCAUCCCCUUGCCUGUGCAGCCGCCGUUGCAGCCCAGAAGAUAAUUGCCCGCGACAACCUCAUCGACAGAGUGAAUCUCAAGGGCCAGAGACUCGAAACCCUGUUGCGCACAGAGAUCAGCCCCCUUCCGUUAGUAGGAGACAUCCGAGGCCGAGGGUUAUUCUGGGCGGUGGAGUUCGUUCUGAACAAAGACCUCAAGACGCCGUUUCCCAUCGAAGCGAACUUUUGUUCGCAAGUUGUAAAGAACAGCAUGAAGAUGGGGUUAAAUAUCCUUGGGAAUCUGGGCCAUACUGGUCAAUAUCAGGUGGAUCAUAUCUUAGUCUGUCCGCCCUAUACGGUCGAGGAUUGGGAGCUGGAAAAGAUUGUGGCAAUUCUAGAAGCCGCUAUCAUCGAGACCAGCCAGCCUUUUGUUGAGGGUCUCUAG
Aspergillus melleus is the source of this 1377-nucleotide messenger RNA. RefSeq lists its product as uncharacterized. Gene Ontology annotation, molecular function: pyridoxal phosphate binding; transaminase activity. The transcript has 3 exons. The record is from RefSeq and is a predicted model, not a curated record. Lineage: Eukaryota; Fungi; Ascomycota; Eurotiomycetes; Eurotiales; Aspergillaceae. Gene Ontology annotation, cellular component: cytosol. Bases 1 to 1377 code for a protein of 458 amino acids.